AUGGAAAUUUCCGAGCAGCCUCAAUGUCAAAGGCCUCAGCUAACUUUUUCUCAUUUCGCUGGUCUCUCUCUCCUUUCUCUCUGCUUGUCCUCCUCUAUAAAUACAGAACCCAAACAUACCUCAGAAGAAUGUGGGAAUAACCAAGAGAGAGAAACACAAGAGAGAGACAUGGAUGAUAGGACACCUGGUUUUAGGUUCUAUCCAACAGAAGAAGAGUUAGUUUCAUUCUAUCUGCAUAACAAGCUUGAAGGAACUAGACAAGACCUCGACCGGGCUAUACCCGUGGUUGACAUUUAUAAAUACAAUCCAUGGGACCUCCCACGAGAGUUAUGUCAAGGGGAUCCUGAGCAGUGGUUUUUCUUCUUUCCUAGGCAAGAGAGAGAAGUCCAUGGAGGAAGACCUAACCGGCUCACGACUAUAGGAUAUUGGAAAGCCACUGGAUCUCCAGGUUACGUUUACUCCAAUAACCGAAUAAUUGGAGUGAAGAGAACCAUGGUUUUCUACACAGGAAGAGCUCCAGGAGGAAGAAAGACUGAGUGGAAGAUGAAUGAGUACAAGGCCAUUGCAGGAGAAGAUUCUUCAUCAACAAGUGCAGCUCCAAAGGUUUAUAUUAAGUAUAUGUGGGAUUAA
This is a messenger RNA of Ilex paraguariensis (yerba mate), 630 nucleotides long. Lineage: Eukaryota; Viridiplantae; Streptophyta; Magnoliopsida; Aquifoliales; Aquifoliaceae. The record is from the annotation of a GenBank genome assembly.